Molecule: messenger RNA, 399 nt
Organism: Linum trigynum
Lineage: Eukaryota; Viridiplantae; Streptophyta; Magnoliopsida; Malpighiales; Linaceae
Source: the annotation of a GenBank genome assembly
AUGUUGACUACGCAAGCCAGCGAGUCAUGCAAUGCACAAGUGCGACUUUUCUUGAAACCGAAGCAUGAUUUGGACUUGUUUUUCAUUCACUUUAGCAUUUUGUUGGCUGAAAAAAGACGCAAGGAGACUGAGUCAGACUACAAUGGUAAACAAUCGGUUCCUUAUAUUAUGUUGGAGGAUAGCCCGAUCCUACAACAUGCGGCAAAGGUCUUUACUCCUAACAUCUUCAAUCGGAUACAAAAGCAGUAUUUGAAAACUGAACCCUAUAUAAUGGAGACUCUCUCAGAUACUAGGGAUGAUGGCAUGAUUGGCUACCUCACAUAUAUGAUAGAGGAUGGUGAGCGUAGUGAUGAGCGUGUCGUUCUCGUUGAUAUUUCUACGAGGACAUUGGUAUGCUAA